AUGGCACAGCGUGCGGAAGCUCUUGUGGAGGAACGUGUGAUGCAUCUACAAGAAAUACGGCGGCGGCGGAAUGAACUGUUGUCCGAAAUGUUCCACCUCAUCCAGAAACGCGAUAACCUAGGGUCCGUCAUCGCGGUGGAGGAUGAGGACAACGUUGCGCUCAAACUGUUCCUGGAGCGGUUUGACAUGGAGAAACACCCGGAUUCCGGCCUCAUCUUGAACCUCUUGGAAGAUGAGGUCGCCAUACCGGACACGCCCCCAGAAUACUCCCCCGUCGUGCCUAUGCACGUUCUCGACCCGGACCCGGAGCUCGUCCCGGAGCUAACGCCAGAGCUGGGUCCUUCCUUGCCGGAGCCCGCGCAAGAGAUCAAGGCGGACGAUGAAGACGAGCCCGAGCUGGUACCGGUGCCAACACCGGAGCUGGGGCUAGAGCUAUCUUCACAACCUGGACCGCCGGCAGCUGCCUUGGAACCAGAGGCGGAGGCAGAGGCAGAGGCGGAAGCCGCUGUCAAUGUCAUACUGGACUCGCCUAUGUCCGACCCACCCACGUCGCCACGCGCGGAGGCCCAAGAAGAGGAAGAAGAAGAAGAAGAGCGCGAGGAUGAAGUGGUGACAGUUCAGGCUCCAGAGCCCCUGCAGGAGAACUCCGCCAUGGACAUGGACAUCGAUGAAUCAAGCACCGUCGCCGCGACACCAGUUCUCCCAAGUGAGUCGGCCAUUGGGGAUGUCUCCAUGGCGUCACAGCAUCCCACACAAGAGCCGCAAAUCAUACCGAAGUCGCCGGGACUCAUCGUCGUCGAGCCUAUCGCCGAGGUCACUCGGCCUGUGAAGUCCCAUACUCCCGCCAAGACACCUACACCUUCCCCUUCCCCACACUUUGCUGCCCUCGCACCUCCUGAAGACUCCCCCACGCUCUCCUCCCCGUCUCCUCCCACGGACCUUGAUAUUUCGUUCGUACCGAAGUCGCCGUUAUCCCCACCCCAGCGGCCCGAUGAAGUACCGAAAGAGUCUAACGAUGUCAAGCCCGAGUCUCUGGGGGAAGAUACUGUUAUGGAACAAUCAGAGGCGUUGGCUACUUCAAGAUCUGAAGCAAACGGGGCGCCACUUUCCGGCUCGCACGGUGGACAACAGUCAAUGAAUAUCUUGGCGCCUUCACAACUCCAAACUUACCUCAUAUUUGGUGGCGAGGAUCAGCGUCACCCGGCCUACACCAUACCACUACCCCGACCCCAGCCAAUGGAGGACUACUCAAUUGCGGAUGGGCAAAGUGCCACGGACUUCGUGCAGAACCCGGUACGGCAUCCUACUUUUGGGCCCGAACCUCCCCUAUUGCCUAUGGAGUUCACGCGCAAGAGGUCGUCGAAAAAGAAGAAAGACAAGGAGAAGGAGUCGAAGAAGGAGGAGUGGCAGCCUAUGACGAAUCCACUGCAUCCCAAGCUGUCACGGUCGUCAAAGUGUCUGAGCACGCGCGAUUGGUCGGUCGGCAUCACGGAGCUGCGCUACAUGCGCGCGUUCGAACGUAUCGAGAAGCUCAAGGACGGCGCGUGGAGCUUCAGGCAGCCAAAGAAGCAGCGCGGGGUUGGCUCGUCCGUGAAGACGCAUUGGGACUACCUCAUCGACGAGAUGAGGUGGAUGCGGACAGAUUUUCGCGAGGAGCGACGAUGGAAGCUUGCGUUGGCGUACACCCUUUCUCGAGCGGUGGUGGAGUGGCAUGAAGCUGGAUCUCUGGAAGAGCGCGUAAACCGCGGAAUCGUCGUACGCUGGACUCCGCCGCCUCCAGAAGACGCCGAAAUGGCUGACGGUGAAGGAGAUCGGCCAGACGGUCCGUUCCGUGAGUCGCAAGAGGCCGAUGAGAAUGGUGCAGAUUCAAGGGAGACCGCUACUCCUCUCGACGGCUACGCCACGGACGAUGAGAGCGACGAGGAACAAGACAAGGAGACGCAAGAGGCCGCAGACGGCCUGACUCCUGGAGGCGCGCUUCAAGAUGCUCUCGAACAACUCGAACAAGAUCAGGCCACGGUCAAUCAGCCAAACGCCACCGGAGUCUCUCUCAGGCCCAAAGUCGAAGAAAUCGAAGACCUCACUGCACUUGGGGAAACUCCUGCCGCACGAGCCGAGAAUGCAAUGAACGUCGACGUCAAGAAGGACAUUACUGAGCAAUCUGGAGUUCCGGAUGUCGACGCCUCUAAGACCGAUCCAUUGGAGGCACAUCCAGGCCUAAAAUCGACUUCUAAGGAUCCUGUUCUCGGCGCUGCUGGCAAAGAGGUCUCGGACAAGAAGUCUACGAAGAGCAAAGCGAAUCAAUACGCACCUCUCCGCGAAGCUAUCAUAUACUCGGAUUUCGACAAGCUCUUCAUCGACCCCGACGACCUUGACAUCAUCAAGGGGAUGUCCGAACUCACCACCACCGAGGACCCCUUUGCCCCUUCGUCUGGCGGUCCACCGGUCCCUCACGACCUCGCCACCAUUUUCCCCGAUCUUGUGCCGUUCACGAUGCUUGACGUCGCCCCUCCUCCUGUUCACGAGGUUAGGAAGAAGGGGGACAAGAAAAGCGACAAGGACGAUCCAAACAAGCGUCAUGACGAGACCACGUACUUCAAAGUCACAUCAGCAAGCAAGUUCAUGCAUAUCAAACCCGCUUUACUUGGUACCUUGCAGCCCGCGAAGCACUACGAAGACGGGCACUGGGAUCGUAUAGAGGAUACUCCGGUCUUCCUCGACAUCGAUGUUGUUCAUCCACGCGAAGAGCAUCUUUGUGCACUCUUCGAAACGUCUACCCCGAGACCCCAUAUCAUUCCCCAACCCACUCCCCUCAGAGAUCCCCGGAAGCGCAAUGCCGACCACGGCGAAGGUACCGUGUGGACCCCUGCCGAGGACAUUCUGCUCAAGCAAGCUGUGGACCGUUACCCAACCAAUUGGGCACUCGCGGCAGACGCUUUCAACUCUUCCCGUGUCACCAUCUCCACCGACAAACGUACAACAUGGGAAUGCGCAGAACGCUGGACUCAACUUGCGAAGGAGACCAGGGCCAGUUCGUCUCGGGGCGACGGGGCGGACGAGGGCGCAGGGCACAAGCGGUCGCUCACGCAAACGUCUGGGCUCGCUACCGCGGGUAGCUCCUCAGCUACAGGUGAGCCGCGCAAGCGUCGCAGACAUGCGUCGAUGCACGACGCUGUGCGCAAGUCGACGAAGAAGCGGGAGGCGUUGCAGAAGAGCUCUGCUGCGCCACGCGUCAAGCCUGCCGCGGUGCAUGACACACACGGCCAGUUCACGAAGCUGCCGCGCCUGACGCCGGCGGAGCUUAGUCGAAUGAAAGCCGAAAAGGAGGCAAGAGACCAGCAGGACCUAGCAUUGCGACAACGACCUAAUAUGAAUCGACAGCAACUCGUGCGGGAGCAGCAGCAGCGCGCGCAAGGGUUACCUCCUAACGCACAUCCACCGCAAAACCCGCAAACUCCGAUGCAUCCCCAAGCGAACGGUGUUGCUCGUGCUGCCCCCGGUCAGUCUCCGAUGGUGCCCUCCAUUCGGAGCCAGGUCGGGAUCUCCCAGCAGCAACAGCAGCAGCGGAUCGCUGCGGCCCUGGCCAGCGCCAACACGCGGAUGUCGCCACCUCAGCUCUCCGCCCAACAGCUGCAGGUGGCGCACAUGCGAGCGAUGGCGGCGGCACAGGGCCAGGCGCAGCAGCAGCAGCAGCAAGUCCCCGGCCAGCCAUCGCAGCAGGCGCAGGUUUCAGCGCAGCCCCAGAUGCCGGCGCAGAUGCCCCCGCCGUCGAACGCGUCGGCGGCGCUCACGGCGGCGGCGCCCGCGCUCAGCUCGUCGCCGCCGCUGCCGGUUGCGAGCCCGCCGAACGUGCAGCGGCCGCCAUCGGUCCCGGGCCAGCCUGUGCAGGGCGCGCCUGUGAACCCGAUGGUGCAUGCGAACAUGACGCCGUUCUAUCCGCACAACAUGCACGUUCGCGGCGCGCCGGCGAUGCAGGCGAUGCAGGGGCUGCAUUCGGUAGAACAGAUCCAGGCUUUUUUGCGUCUUCAACAACAGCAACAGCAAUACGCCGCCCACGCUCAACAGCAGCAGCAAACCGGGCCCAAUGGCAGCUUCCCUCACGCAUGA
This is a messenger RNA of Epithele typhae, 4107 nucleotides long. RefSeq lists its product as uncharacterized. The transcript is spliced from 15 exons. The record is from RefSeq and is a predicted model, not a curated record. Lineage: Eukaryota; Fungi; Basidiomycota; Agaricomycetes; Polyporales; Epitheliaceae. Bases 1 to 4107 code for a protein of 1368 amino acids.